Messenger RNA from Danio aesculapii, 2716 nucleotides. It is a transcript of the gene rln1, whose product is annotated as relaxin 1. Gene Ontology annotation, molecular function: hormone activity. The coding region runs from base 2154 to 2636 and encodes 160 amino acids. NCBI's taxonomy places the organism in Eukaryota, Metazoa, Chordata, Actinopteri, Cypriniformes, Danionidae. The transcript has 2 exons. Gene Ontology annotation, cellular component: extracellular region. The record is from RefSeq and is a predicted model, not a curated record.
CCGCUACGCCCCUGCUGAAGACACACACACACACACACACACACACACACACACACACUCUCACUUGGCUGCUCUGAAUUGUGGAAACACCUCCUAAAACACCUUUUCAGAUGCAGAAAACUGACAUAUGAAACUGGACUCUGAUUCUUCUGUGACGGAUGAAGGUUUCGCAGGCAGUGUGUCGACACGACUGAACCUACAUGAGGGCGAGUUCAUUUCAUGAUGUGCUAAUGUUUCAGGUUCUGUGUGCAGUCAGUCAGCAGCAUUAUGAACUGUGAUCAGCUGUUCUGCUUCACACACUGACAGCAGAUGAUGAAGACUGCCAACAUUUACAAGAGGAACCGAUGCAGUUUAACAGACGCUGAGAUCUGGCCUUCAGCACCACCACAUCACUGAAGAUGAGGACUCUGAUGAUCCAUCACGGGUCAGACCGUGUUCUGGGUGUUACCGUGUGAAAAACCCACCCCUCACUGACAAAGGUCCAGAAUUUGUCCCACACAUGAGCUCAUGUGAUGUAUUUUGACUGCUACAGCAUCAUAAAUAGUUAAAAUAACCCAUCCAAGGUGUCUCAGUGGUGUCGCACUGUGCCCUCACAGCAAGAUCACUGGUUCGAGUCCCGGCUGGGUCAGUUGGUGUUUCUGUGUGGAGUCUGCAUGUUCUUCCCGUGUUGGCUGGAAUAGUUGUUGGUUCAUUCCGCUGUAGUGACCCCUGAUUAAUAAAGGAAUUAAGCCUGAAUGAGUGAAUGACCCAUUGAGAAGGCUUUAAGCAGAAUCCUCUGUUGGCUGCUGCUUCAGUCUGUUUUUGAUCAAUUUCUCCAUCAUCUGUGCAAGAAACCCUGUGAGUGAAGUCAUCUGUGCCUGCUGGGUUGUUGUUCAACUCAGAAAACAUUUUACAGGUGACUUCUAAAUCUAAACCUUGGAGAUUAUUCCUGGAACAAACAAUGAGUAAUGAAAGGUGUGAAGCCCCAAGAGCGGCCCGGAAUACAGUUCAUUUCAGUACUAUAUUAGCUAUAGCUGUUACCCAGGAGUUUUCAGACAUUCAUAUUCCUUCAGCUGAGUCCCUUUAUUAAUCAGGGGUCACCACAGCGGAAUGAACCGCCAACUUAUCCAGUAUGUUUUAUACAGCGGAUGCCCUUCCAGCUGCAACCCAGUACUGGGAAACACCCAUACACACUCAUCCACACACACACUCAUAUUUAGUUGAUCAGUCCCCCUAUAGCGCAUGUGUUUGGACUGUGGGGGAAACCGGAGCACCCGGAGGAAACCCACACCAACACGGGGAGAACAUGCAAACUCCACACAGGAACACCAACUGACCCAGCUGAGACUCAAACCAGCGACCUUCUUGCUGCGAGGUUAUAGUGCUAUCGCCACCUGUGACGCCACCGUGAGUUUUCAAAUAUCCUUUUUAAUUUUAAAGAAAGGCUGAAAGAUGCUGGAGCUCUCCAUGAUCAUCAGGGGGAAUCUUUAUAUUCAGAUGGUCCGACUCUGAGGACAGCUGAAUGUGUUAUUGGCCUGAUAAAUGACGAGAGACUGCAGUUUUUAAUGUAACAGAUUCCUGUUUUCCCCUAAUGAUGAUGUAUAAAUCUGUAUUUUAAUUAUUUCUUCAUUUUGCUUUCUUCUAAACCUUUAAUGUUUUUGCUACAUGAAAAGUGAAUAUGGUGACCAUCUGACAUCCUCAUCCAGCUCAAUACAGCUUACAGUCAGUAAAAUGCAGCAUUAAAUAGAAAAUAAGGUGAAUACCUGCGGAGAGGUCCAGAUUUGGAGAAGAACCCCCUACAGCAGGCUGAUACAGGCCUGAAGAGAGACCUCAGAGCUUUUUCUGGUACUGUAGUGUAGCAAUGAGACGUGUUUAAUCAUCUGCUGUUUAAUAUCAGCGGCACAACACACACACAUGAUCAGGCUGAAGAGCAGAUCACCAGUACAACACUGGAAACUCAGAGUGUGUGUGUGUGUGUGUGAGAGAGAGAAAGUGUGUGACGUCAAAGAGAGAGAGAGAGAGUGUGUGUGUGUCUGAGUUUCUUUGUGUGACAAAAGUAAGUGUGUGUGACGUCAGUGUGUGUGUGUGUGAGUAUAAAGUCUCGCUGGACUGAUGGAGUCCUCAGACUCAGCGCAGCUCCGGUUCCUCGGUGUUUCCUCCGGUAACUCAUCAUCAUGUUCCGCGUGUGUCCUGCGCUGCUGCUGGUGUGUGUGUGUGUGUCCGGGCUGUGUGUUUGCGUGUCCGCGGAUCUGCCCAGAGACUUCGGAGUGAAGCUGUGCGGCCGCGAGUUCAUCAGGGCGGUGAUCUUCACCUGCGGCGGCUCCCGGUGGCGGAGGGCGGACACACCGAGCGGUGAGGUGUGGCUGGACCCCCAGCAGGACCCUUUGGACGGAGCCGGUUCUCCUGAUGUCAGUCCUCCUGAUGCCGCUUCUCCUGGUUCUCAUCGGUGGUCUCUCUCCAGUGUUCUGCAGCUGCUGGCGGGGGCCCGGGUCAGGGCUCCGCAGGUCGGGCUGAGGGCGUGGCUGCAGACGCUCUCCUCCUCACCGGACCCCGCGUGGCCCCGCCCCGACCGCAGGAAGAGGAACUUCUCGGUGGGUUUGGCGGGAAUGUGCUGCAAUCAGGGCUGCACCAAAAACGACAUCGGCCGGCUGUGCUGAGGACGGACUCACAGAGCUCCACUUGUAUAUUUAUUUAUUUAUUUAUUUCAUAUUAAUAAACAGCUGCGUCUUCAUCGCUA